Cucumis melo (muskmelon) is the source of this 1208-nucleotide messenger RNA. RefSeq lists its product as uncharacterized. The transcript is spliced from 2 exons. The record is from RefSeq and is a predicted model, not a curated record. Gene Ontology annotation, cellular component: RNA polymerase III complex. Gene Ontology annotation, biological process: transcription by RNA polymerase III. The coding region runs from base 371 to 1102 and encodes 243 amino acids. NCBI's taxonomy places the organism in Eukaryota, Viridiplantae, Streptophyta, Magnoliopsida, Cucurbitales, Cucurbitaceae.
AUUGGAUCGAAUAUUAUUUGGGUUAAACCAAACCCAACCAUCCGACCAACCCAAAUUUAGGGUUCGAAUUCGUAAAAAUUUGAAAAAUUUAGUGCCAGAUUUGAGUUUUGAUCCCCUCCAAAACCUAAUUCUUUUGUAAGACCUCCGCCUUCUUCUUUUUCCUACGAUCUUCUUCCCUUAUCCUCAUUUAUUCUUCACCGGCGACGGCAACGGGUCCUUCCCACCAGCCGGAUUCUGACGAUUGAACGGUACAAAUUACAUUUUUAUUAAGAUGGUUUAGAUGCGUUUUGAUCCUCGAGACACUAUGUUGUUGGAGCUUCUCGAAACACCAUGGUUGUUGGAGCUUCAAACGAUUAAAGAGUAAUAGGGAAUGAGUAAAUCACAAGGGCCAUCAUCCCUCAAGAGAAAAAGGCCAGAUUUGGGUACGAAAAAUUCCUCUGGAGGAGCUCUAAUUGGGCAAGAAAAAGUUCUUUAUGACCUAAUUUGCAGCAAGCAAAGCAUGGGGAUUUGCACUUUUGAUAUGAAAAGAGAGACAAAGUUUGCUGAAAGUGUAGUAACAAAAUCCCUCAAGUCUCUUCAAACCAAGGGCCUGAUAAAGAUAGUCCAACACUAUCAAAACAAAGGCAAGAAAUUCUACCUAUCAAACGACUUCGAACCGGCUAAGGAAUUAACCGGCGGUAACUGGUAUCGUGAUGGGGAGCUUGACAAAGACUACAUCAAUACUCUCAAACAAGUUUGUGCAAGAAUGAUACAAAGGAAGAAGUUGAUGACCAUUGAAGGAAUUGUGGAGUCUUUCAAACAGAGUGGGGCUUUCAAAGUAGAGUUGUCAAGAGAGCAAAUUGAAGAGAUUGUAAAUGCUUUGGUGUUGGACAAUCAAGUGAUGGAAGUGAAGAGCUCUGGAUUUGGUGAAUUUGAAUUCAUUCCAAUUGGGAAGAUUUGUUAUAAGUAUUGUACUCAAGGAGGAGGCCUCAAAGGGGAGCCUAAAAUAGGAGCAAUGGCUUCCAUUCCAUGUGGAGUUUGUCCAAGGAUCACUUAUUGUACCCCAAAUGGCAUCAUUUCUCCUGCCACCUGUGUCUAUUAUACCAAGUGGUUAGAUUUUUAAGUUUAAACAUUUUGAAGAUAUAUACACAUAAUGUGCAUAUGUAUUUAAACUUCUCCAAGUUGUUGGUGUUUUUUUCCUAUUAAUCUAUUAGUCCUUCAAGUUUCAA